Molecule: messenger RNA, 1152 nt
Organism: Jatropha curcas
Lineage: Eukaryota; Viridiplantae; Streptophyta; Magnoliopsida; Malpighiales; Euphorbiaceae
Gene: DPMS1
Product: Nucleotide-diphospho-sugar transferases superfamily protein
Biological process (GO): GPI anchor biosynthetic process; protein O-linked glycosylation via mannose; dolichol-linked oligosaccharide biosynthetic process
Cellular component (GO): endoplasmic reticulum membrane
Molecular function (GO): dolichyl-phosphate beta-D-mannosyltransferase activity
Source: RefSeq, a predicted model, not a curated record
GGCCCAGAUUGAACAGCCUUACACGUCUGCAUCUCCGACUGCAUCAAUUUUGAUAUCGUCGCCUUACACGACGGCUAUUGCAAGCUAACUUGAACAAUAACGCAACUCAAAGGUCAAGGCCAAUCGGUCGUAUCUGAACAGGAUCAGGCCGUUUUGACAUCAAGAAAAUAACAUGGAGAAAAACAAGUAUAGUAUUAUAAUCCCAACAUACAACGAGCGGCUCAACAUUGCCCUCAUCGUCUACCUCAUCUUUAAGCAUCUCCGGGAUGUUGACUUUGAAAUAAUUGUUGUGGAUGAUGGGAGUCCUGAUGGUACUCAAGAAGUAGUAAAGCAGUUGCAGCAAGUUUAUGGUGAGGAUCGCAUUCUUUUAAGACCUAGACCAAAGAAGCUUGGUUUAGGAACGGCUUAUGUUCAUGGAUUAAAGCAUGCAUCUGGAAAUUUUGUCGUAAUCAUGGAUGCUGAUUUAUCCCACCAUCCGAAGUACUUGCCAAGCUUUAUCAAGAAACAAUUGGAGACUGGCGCAAGUAUAGUCACUGGAACCCGGUAUGUUAAAGGUGGCGGUGUACAUGGGUGGAAUCUUAUGCGCAAGCUAACAAGUAGGGGAGCAAAUGUUCUUGCGCACACACUGUUGUGGCCUGGUGUAUCUGAUUUGACAGGGUCUUUCCGACUGUAUAAGAAAUCAGUGCUUGAAGAUAUCAUAAGCUCUGUCGUUAGCAAGGGAUAUGUCUUUCAAAUGGAGAUGAUUGUCCGGGCUUCCAGAAAAGGCUACCAUAUUGAGGAGGUUCCAAUUACUUUUGUUGAUAGAGUUUUUGGAAGUUCAAAACUUGGAGGAUCUGAAAUUGUUGAAUAUCUGAAAGGCCUUGCAUAUCUUCUGGUUACAACAUGAUAGGCAAUAUCAAUUAUGGCACUCUAUUCUUACAUACUUUUUUACAAUUUUUAUUUGACCUUGUAUUCCAUUUGACCUUGUAUUCCAUGAACUUCUGUCGUUGUCCUUUUUUGCAUGGAUCAAUAGAUUAUAUGACACUAGACGAUAUCAAAUUCGCUCUUGUUUCUAGUCAGUAAUCAACUUCUGAUGGAUUAAAUGCUGUAAUUCAGAAGCAAAUUAGAUUCUUUCAAACAGCAAUACAGUUUUCUCUUGAUUCUUUUGGUACA